Molecule: messenger RNA, 2210 nt
Organism: Xenopus laevis (African clawed frog)
Lineage: Eukaryota; Metazoa; Chordata; Amphibia; Anura; Pipidae
Gene: ptx3.L
Product: pentraxin 3 L homeolog
Biological process (GO): immune response; host-mediated suppression of viral proces; innate immune response
Cellular component (GO): extracellular region
Molecular function (GO): complement component C1q complex binding
Source: RefSeq, marked provisional
AUAGAACAAAAGACAACUGCAAGAGGAUUAUAACACAUCACUGCCAAACAGCAAAAUCAUGAUUUUCUCUUUAAUAACCCCACUAAAUAUUUUAGUCUGUGCUGUCUGCUGUUUCUCCACAGCCCUAACGAUUGACGACAUAAUCCAUGUUAAAUUAAAUAAUGAUUUAGAGAAUGGAAUCCUAGAGAAUGAAGAAGUGUUUUCCGACUGCCAAGUGAAAGAUAUGACAAAGUGGGACAAACUUUUUACAAUGUUGGAGAACUCCCAGAUGAGAGAAAAUAUGCUGCUGCAGACUGUGGAUGAAGUUGUUAGUGUGGAACUGGAGAGCUUGAGAGCAGAAAUGCUGCAGUUUGUCAGUAACUUUGCUGGAGCAUGUGCAAGCAACAUUGAGAAAUCCACUGUAAAAAUUACAACAGAGUUGAACAGAUCCUUAGCAUCCAAGUGUGAGCAAGCUCAGCGACGAGAAAAUAGUCUGAACACCAAGAAGGAAAAUGAUCUGGAAAAUGCAGUUUUAUUGAACUUUAACAUAUCAGAAAGGAUUAGCCGUAUUGAAGAAGCCUUGCUGUUAAGGACAACAGAAGACAGCUCCAACUGUGCAGAAACAAGCUCUGCUCUUGAGGCUGUGCAGCAAAUGUUGGAUCAAACAAAUGCCAAACUGCAGACAGCUCAAAGCUGGAUCAGUCAACGAUAUCUCCCAGGAGGCUGUGAAUUGGCAAUAUUAUUCCCAAUGAGAUCACCUAAAAUAUAUGCGAGUGUGCAUCCUGCAGACAUGACUCUCCAGGCCUUCUCGUUCUGUGUGUGGGUUAAGGUAACAGAAGCCUUGGACAAAACCAUUGUCUUUUCCUAUGGCACCAAAAGAAACCCUUAUGAAAUCCAGUUGUACUUGAACCACCAGUCAUCUGUCCUAGUGAUAGGGGGCGACCAGAAUAAGGUAAUAGCAGACAAUGUGGUUGAACCCAGUAACUGGACAAAUGUGUGUGGUACAUGGAGCUCUGAAAAUGGCAAGGCAACACUAUGGGUAAAUGGAAACAACAGAGUUACUUCUUAUGACAUUGCAAAGGGUCAUGAAAUUCCUAACCGUGGCAUUUUCCAGCUUGGCCAAGAAAAAAAUGGUUGUUGUGUGGGAGGAGGAUUCGAUGAAUUAUUAUCCUUUUCUGGAAAGAUUACAGGUUUCAAUUUGUGGGACAAAGAACUCAGUGAUGAGGAGAUUACAUUGACUGGAACAGAGCAAGGUUGCAGCGUUCGGGGAAAUGUUGUUGGGUGGGGAACAACAGAAAUCCUACUUCAUGGGGGUGCUCAGUACAUUCAUUAGUUUGGUUGUCUUGAAAUAUAACCGUAACUUAUAUUGAAUGCAUUGAGCUAAGUCUUAUUUAAGUCAAGUUUUUGUAACUUCAAGAAGAUGAUAGUUUGAUUUAUCUGCUCAACAAGAACCAAUAAGAACCAUAACACUGAGCACAACUUUUCUUCCUUAACCAAAAUUCCUUUGAUUCAAAAUAAAAGUAAACGGUACUAACUUCUGGCAAAGCCAACCUAGAUAUUCAGUCUGAUCAUACUGUCCUUGGUAUUUCUGUUUAAUGUGAAUGCAGAUAUGCAGCUAAAAUACAUUUUAUAAACCUAAAACCUAGUUAUAACCACUUGUUUUAAUCCAUCUUUAUAUGUGUAAGUAUAUGCUACUGUAUUAUAUUGUAAAUUAAAUGUGCUAGAAUUGCAAUAAAACUACUGUAUUUUUGUAAAGUUGUACCAUAGAAGUUUAGCAGAUCAUCAUAGGUUUUCAGGAAAGAAGUACACAAAAUAUUAUUGGAGAUUUUGACAAUUUUUUUAAAGAAAAUAUGUUAAUCAAGAGCAAGGACAUCUAGUGGUCUGCAGCGUAUUUACAGUUUCCUGCAGGUUGGACCUCCCUUGUCUGGAACCCUUAGAUCUCCAGCUGUUGAGAAAACUAAUUCCUAGCAUCCUUGGUCACUAGGAGACAAUGGAGGCGGAAAGGUACAGCUCCUAUGAGCUGUAUGUACACAUAUUUGACUUAAUUACAAUUGUUCAGUGAUUUCAAUAUUAAUAACAUAAACACGGGAUUUACUGUAAUAACAAAACAAAUAUAUAUAUGGUUGGCUAUUUCCCAAUGUAAUCAGUUUCCUUAUAAUAAGAGUUUUUGUGAUUACAAAUGUUUUUUUUUUUCAAGCAAAAAGAAAAAUAAAUUUAAAUGGCUUUUUCUA